AUGACCUUAGAGGCUACAGUUAUAUGCCUAGACAACUCUGAAUUUUCUAGAAAUGCUGAUUAUGGGACGUCAAGGUUAUUGCAACAACAAGAUGCGGCUAACUUUAUAUCAGGUAUAAAAACUCAACAAAACCCAGAAAAUUUAGUGGGGAUACUAUCAAUGGCAGGAGAUAGAGUUGAAUUAAGGGUUACUCCUACAUCUGAUUUAGGGAAAACUUUGCAGGCUAUGCAUGGAAUAAGAAUAUGUGGAAAGAUUGAUUUAAUUAGAGGUAUACAGAUAGCACAACUAGCCUUAAAGCAUCGUUUAAACAAGAAUUUGAAACAACGAAUUGUGUGCUUUAUUGGAAGUCCAAUAUGUGAUGAAGUUAAUGAGAAGCAAUUAGAGAAGCUAGGAAAGAUUUUGAAGAAAAAUAAUGUGGCUUUAGAUAUUAUAAGCUUCGGGGAAAUAUCUGAGAAUCAUGAUAAAUUACAAACACUGAUAGAUGCUGUGAACAAUAAUGGAACUAGUAAUUUGAUUGAAAUACCUUCACCUACAAGUUUAACAGAUGCUGUAAUGACAUCACCAAUAGUAUUAGGAGAAGGUAUGGAAAUACAAGGUGAUAAUGUCACAUCAGGAGUAGAUGCUUCAGGGUUUGAAUUUGGAAUAGAUCCAAAUGCAGAUCCUGAACUUUAUAUGGCUUUGAGAAUGUCUAUGGAAGAAGAGAAUGCAAGACAAGCUAGAUUGCAAACUAAUAAUAUAGAGAAUACUGGACAAACUAAUGAUGUAGAGUUAAGGAGGCAAGAUCAAGUACCUACAAUAGACGAAAUAAAUGCAAUGGAAGUAGAUGAUGAACUUAGACAAGCAUUGAUAAUGUCUAUUCAAGAUUUUAAGGGUGAAACAAAUAUGGAAGUUAAUAAUCAAGAUGAUGUAACUAUUUCAUCUACAAACACAAACGGGCCUAAUUUUAUUAAUGAGCUAAUUGGAAGUAUUCCUGGUGUAAAUAUUAAUGAUCCUAGGAUCCAAGCUGCCCUUAGAGAAGCAAGUCAACAGCAGAAUACUAAGGAUGAAGAGAAAUCUGAUUCAAAGAAACCUGAUUUAGAGAAGUAA
This is a messenger RNA of Cryptosporidium muris RN66, 1086 nucleotides long. Its product is annotated as ubiquitin interaction motif family protein. The transcript has a single exon. The record is from RefSeq and is a predicted model, not a curated record. The coding region runs from base 1 to 1086 and encodes 361 amino acids. Gene Ontology annotation, molecular function: polyubiquitin modification-dependent protein binding. Gene Ontology annotation, cellular component: cytosol; nucleus; proteasome regulatory particle, base subcomplex. Gene Ontology annotation, biological process: proteasome-mediated ubiquitin-dependent protein catabolic process. NCBI's taxonomy places the organism in Eukaryota, Apicomplexa, Conoidasida, Eucoccidiorida, Cryptosporidiidae.